This is a messenger RNA of Capsella rubella, 1223 nucleotides long. Its product is annotated as expansin-A13. The coding region runs from base 119 to 919 and encodes 266 amino acids. Gene Ontology annotation, biological process: plant-type cell wall organization. Gene Ontology annotation, cellular component: extracellular region. NCBI's taxonomy places the organism in Eukaryota, Viridiplantae, Streptophyta, Magnoliopsida, Brassicales, Brassicaceae. The record is from RefSeq and is a predicted model, not a curated record. The transcript has 2 exons.
AAAGCAAUAUGUUUUCCCACUAAAGGAGUAAAAAGACUAACAAAAAGAGAAACCAAAAAUCAAAUCUCUCUCAAAAAUCAAACGCUUUGUUGUACUUUACUCCUCUCUCGCCGGAGAGAUGCAACGGUUGCUUCUACCUUUACUCUUCCUUACACUGUUACAGCCGGCGAUUUCUCAUUACUCUUCGUCAACCUCUUCACCUUCUUCUUCCUCCGUAUCUUCCGACGCCUCAGAAUGGCGGCCAGCUCGAGCCACCUACUACGCGGCGACGAAUCCUCGGGACGCGGUGGGCGGUGCGUGUGGGUACGGAGAUCUCGUCAAAUCUGGAUACGGAAUGGCUACGGUUGGUGUGAGCGAGACUCUGUUUGAGCGUGGUCAGAUCUGUGGUGCUUGUUACGAGCUCAGAUGUGUUGAUGAUCUCCGUUGGUGUAUCCCUGGAACUUCUAUCAUUCUCACCGCUACUAAUUUUUGUGCUCCUAAUUACGGAUUUGAUCCAGAAGCUGGUGGUCACUGUAAUCCACCCAACAAACAUUUCGUGCUUCCCAUCGAAGCGUUUGAGAAGAUCGCUAUUUGGAAAGCUGGCAACAUGCCGGUGCAGUAUCGGAGGAUCAACUGCAGAAGGGAAGGGAGCAUGCGGUUUACAGUUGAUGGUGGGGGCAUUUUCAUCUCGGUUCUUAUCACCAAUGUUGCGGGAUCCGGUGAUAUAGCUGCUGUGAAGAUCAAAGGGUCGAGAACCGGGUGGUUACCUAUGGGUCGGAAUUGGGGACAAAAUUGGCAUAUCAAUGCUGAUCUCAAGAACCAAGCUCUCUCAUUUGAGGUAACUUCUAGUGACAGGUCAACCGUGACAUCUUACAAUGUCUCUCCUAAAAACUGGAAUUACGGACAGACCUUCGAAGGGAAACAAUUCGAGACUCCGUGAGACAAACACGGGUUUAUGGAGAUAUCUCGUGAUUCUUUUUUCCUGGUCGGAAUUUUUUUGAUGGCAAGUAUAUCGAUCUUGGUCUAAGGUUAUCUUCUUAGGGUUGAAAAGGAAGGAACUUGGGUCAGACUUUUGCAUUUCAUCGUCUCUCUCUUUUCCCACGCAUAGGUACAAAUAUCACCAAUGUACUAAGAACAGUGAUCACACAAACAUCACUACUGUAUCUAUUUGUUUACAAUACUAAAGGAGCUUAAGCUUCCUUUCAAAUGCUUAAAGCUAAUGAUGAGCAUUGAGUCUUGCAGUU